Phyllopteryx taeniolatus (common seadragon) is the source of this 2631-nucleotide messenger RNA. It is a transcript of the gene rxrbb, whose product is annotated as retinoid x receptor, beta b. The transcript is spliced from 12 exons. Gene Ontology annotation, cellular component: RNA polymerase II transcription regulator complex; nucleus. The record is from RefSeq and is a predicted model, not a curated record. The coding region runs from base 229 to 1548 and encodes 439 amino acids. Gene Ontology annotation, molecular function: nuclear steroid receptor activity; retinoic acid-responsive element binding; zinc ion binding. Gene Ontology annotation, biological process: positive regulation of transcription by RNA polymerase II; anatomical structure development; retinoic acid receptor signaling pathway. NCBI's taxonomy places the organism in Eukaryota, Metazoa, Chordata, Actinopteri, Syngnathiformes, Syngnathidae.
GGUCCCGGGAGACAUUUUGGCUCGAGAGGAGCUGGCACUGAGCCACCAUGGCCAGUAAACAACAACAGCGUCAACUUCAAGUCAACUGGCUCGGAGCGGCGGCCUCGCUGUCUGCUGCUGCUUCCCGGGAAGCAAAAUAAAGACACACGGCCGUGCUUUCAACAAUGCGUCGAUUGUGUGUUUGACUGAUAUCCAUCCGGCGGGACAUCAUCCUGUGUUAUUAGAGCCAUGUCUUCCCAGCAGCCCAACAGCUCGGCCCCCAACAGUCCCACCAAUGGCAUCGGUUCUCCGUUCUCGAUCAACUCUCCAAUGGUGUCGCCCUCUCUGGGAUUUGGACCCAUCAGCCACACCCAGCUCUCAGCUUCAGGCGCCAUGUCAGGGAUGCAUUCAAUCAGCAGCUCCGAGGACAUCAAGCCUCCGUUCGGCCUGAGGCCCAUGUCUGCGCACAGUCCGGGAAUCAUGUUGUCUCAGAAGCGCCUGUGCGUCAUUUGUGGAGAUCGCUCGUCUGGCAAGCACUACGGUGUUUACAGCUGCGAGGGCUGCAAAGGUUUUUUCAAGAGGACGGUCCGCAAAGACUUGAGCUACACGUGCAGGGACAACAAGGAGUGCCUGGUGGACAAACGCCAGCGCAACCGCUGCCAGUACUGCCGCUACCAGAAGUGCCUGGCCAUGGGAAUGAAGAGGGAAGUGGUCAAACAUGUAAGGUGGAUAAAAGAAGAUGGAAAAGAUGAGGGUCGGAUGACGGUUCAAGAGGAGCGCCAGAGGAACCGCGAACGGGAAGGCGAGCUGGAGUUCAGCAUGGGCAUUAACGAGGAGAUGCCAGUGGAGAAGAUCUUGGAGGCGGAGACUGCGGUGGAGCAGAAGACUGAGCUUCACUCUGAUGGAGGCUCUGCGGGCAACUCUCCCCAUGACGCGGUCACCAACAUCUGCCAGACCGCAGACAAGCAGCUCUUCGCCCUGGUGGAGUGGGCCAAGAGAAUCCCUCACUUCUGUGAGCUGCCCCUCGAUGACCAGGUCAUCCUCCUGCGUGCAGGUUGGAACGAGCUCCUCAUCGCCUCCUUCUCCCACCGCUCCAUUGCCCUGAAGGACGGCGUUCUGCUCACCUCGGAGCUGCAGCGUGACGGUGCUCACAGUGCAGGAGUGGGAGCUAUCUUUGACAGGGAGAGUGUGCAGAGUGCAGAGGUUGGUGCCAUAUUUGACAGGGUUCUCACCGAGCUUGUCAACAAGAUGAGAGAUAUGCAAAUGGACAAGACAGAGCUGGGCUGCCUUCGCGCAAUCGUCCUCUUCAACCCAGAUGCUAAAGGUCUGUCCAACACGGGGGAGGUGGAGGUGCUCCGAGAGAAGGUGUAUGCGUCGCUGGAGGCUUACUGCAAAAACAAAUAUCCCGAGCAGCAGGGCAGGUUCGCCAAGCUGCUCCUUCGCCUGCCCGCGCUGCGCUCCAUCGGCCUGAAGUGCUUGGAGCACCUGUUCUUCUUCAAGCUGAUCGGCGACACGCCCAUUGACACUUUCCUCAUGGAGAUGCUUGAAGCUCCUCAUCAGCUGGCCUAGAAGGGAGCGUGCAGACUGGAGUGGCACUUUAACUUUGAAACAUUUGUCCGCUUGUCUCACUGCUAUCUGGGUUCCACUUCCUGUUCGUUUGUCUGUUUGUUUUAGUGCUGCACACAUUUUGCUCUUUUUAGACCAAACAAGCUGGCUGGUGCUACGUGUCGAAAGAAGUAUUCCCCCCCCCCCCCGCCCCCUUUCACCGGCUAUAUACCAUUUUAUAUGAGCUUUGUACACACUGCUUAAGUGGAUCUAUUUUUAAACGGGCGCACGCGUCGAAGACCUAGUCUUCUUUUUAAUCCUUUCUAUUCAAACAUGGAUCUAUUCCACAAGAUGAAAUCUUAGCAGAGACACAAAAUGUCUGCCCUCCAUUUCGACUUGUUUACGACUGCCCUUUUCUGAGGCCAAUCACUUGACUUUCUAAAAGCUGCCAGCUGACUGUUGGAGCCUUUUCAUGUUUGGUGCUAUUUACGAGAAAAUGCGACUAUUGGUUUGAAAACCCCACACCUAAGAGGAUAUGCAAACAUGAGCUUUGUUUAUUUUUAUUUUUUUUUGUUAUUUUAAAUAAAAUGUAGCAAUAUGAAAAAUGUUAAAGUGCUUUCUGCCUUUCACUCAUUCAGGGGUUUUACCAAGUAAAUCACGUCUGGUGGAAAGGGAAUAUUCCAUUUUGUAAUUUAUGCAAUUCUGAGGUACUGUGCAAAAGAAAUUGUUCAGUGAAAAUGUAUGUUGAUUAAUUUCAAUUAUGACCAGGAGAUACAAAUUAUAUCAUUGUUAACCCGUGCCCUUGUUUUUAUUAUUUUCCAAGUUUUCAAAUAGCAGUACAUGCUGGGUUGCACUGGAAUUGCUGACAGUGUUUCAGCUUUUUUAUUUUAUUUUUUUUAAAUCCCUUUCAGCUCCAUUGUAUUUCCUUCCAUCCUUCUUUCCUUGCUAGGUAGCUGUCCUGUCCGUUGUACUGUCUCUGCAGUUUAUUCAAAGCAAAAUUGUAAAAUUAGGUCCAGAGCACCUCAAGUCAUUGAUCAACUUGACCUCCAUGUGCUCCUUGACUCAUGGGUCGUGUGGACUAAAAAUAAACAUGACUUCAGUUUGUGA